AUGGCGGCUCCGGUGCCUAAACCCAGAACAAAGUUCGCUGACAGUCCCAGUCCGAAUGGGACCAUUUCUAGUUUUAAUCAGGUUCGUGGAUGAGUUCUGACGUAUUCCGAUUCCAAAACGUUUCUCUUUCAGCCGACCCAAAACGAGCAGAUCUCCCCAGUCCCUCCAAUUCCACAGCCUUUCGAAAACGGACAAGAAGUCCGAUUCCGCAGAGCCCAAGAGCUCGAAGACGUCCCUUUGAGCCUUGCCGACACAGUGCCCAAAUCGCCGUCCCCACCGGCAGUACCCCCGAGACCACCAGCCAAACCGCCACGCACCGUGCUCAAUCACUCGACCGCGGAGACCUUUGGAAAUGUGAUCGGAGAGCUUCAAGUACGAGUGGGGGAGACUCCGAGACCGCCGGAGAUCGGACUGAUACCGCCCGUGGAUCCCGAAUGCAUGAGUCCGCCCACGAGACACGCCCCGCCCCCGCCGAGACCUCCACCGCCGCCAGGAUGGAAACCGGAAGUGGGGCAGAAGCCGUUGGUGCCCGAGAGAGGUGGCAGUCAUUCGAAGUGAGUGAGCGUUCUUGUAAUCGGAAAUAAUUAGGAUCCUUGCAGCCGUCCGCUUCCUGCAAUCCCGAUCGACGUGGAUCUGUCUCCUCAGUCUGGCCCAUCUUCAUCAAAUACGCAAUACUCGGGCCAACAAACUAUCGAGAAUCCCAUCUACCUUUGUUUGGACAACUUCAGAGCAAUCUCAGGGAUCACGCCUUCUCCGAGCAAUCGUAAGCUUUUGAGAAUAACUCUCUUCCAAUCUUUUUUCUUUGUAGCACCCACAGAAUCACCGGAUUGCGAGCAAGUGACCGAGUGGCUGACCGAGGAGGAAGAAGCUGAAUCAUCCUCGGCGCACCGUCCGAUCGAUCUCAACAUAUCUGCCCAAUCGGGCACCUCUACUUCCUCCCACCACGAAGAGAAUCCGUACACGCCGUGCCCGCGACGGAGCGACUAUUCGAGCUCCGAGUUCAUCGGCUCGACCGUCGAUCCGUUCGACGACGCCUUCUUCUCCGCCAACAGCUCGAGACAGUCGUUCGGCUCCUCGUCCCGACAGAAUCACUACGUGUCCCCGCACGAACUGUUCAGUGGAGCCGGCGAGAAGAGCAAAGGAUCUGUGGACUUGGACAACGUCGUGGAGGCGUGUGCUCCAGAAGUGACGAUGUCCACGACGACGACGCCGAGUCCUCUUCCGCACGCUUAUGUGAACAUUGCUCCGUUGGCGUCGGAUACGAUCUCCCGAUUAUCGGACGAUUCCGAGGAGAAUUUUGUGAGAGAAGCGGGCAAAGUGAAAAUCGACGGAAGCUCCAUCGCCUACGUCGGAUUCGUCUGUCUCACAAGUGUAAGUUCUGAACUUCUGACGUCUGACUUUCAUAUUCAUCAUUGAGUUUUCAGACACGGAGGGAAAAACGCCUUCACGGACGCCUCCGCAACAUGCAACUGAGCUUCCACGAAGACGAAGAGUCCACCGACGCCGUGAGCGGUCCGUUCGACAUCAAAGACAUCUACAUGUUCCGUCAAAUCCGUCGGGACACCCCUCAGGACUCUGCGAGCACCUCCACCGCCGCCUCGCUCUGCUCCCCGAUCCUCAUCCACAUUGGCGAGAAGCGAACAGUCGUCUCGUUCGUGCCCGAGGACUCCUCUGACUCGUGGAUGUUCAUGAUCUCCGAAGCGUGGCUCUCCCUUCAUUACGGCCUGACGCCGGCUCUCAAAGACGUGCAGGAGUUGAACAUCUGUGGAAAUGUGUGGAUCAAGCACGGAACGACAGGGGAAUGGCGGAACUGCGCAGUCGGCAUCACAAAUAUGACGCUUUACUACAUGCUCUCCGACUUUCGCGAUCGAAUUCUGAACAGGAACUGCUCCAUGGAAGAGCUGGUUGACGUGGAUUUGAGGAAGGUGAUGACUAUGAGAGACCGCAUCGACAAGACGGAGUUCUGUGCGCACGUAAAGCACAAGAGGGGACCGUUCUCAAUGACUCUGAACGGAGUGACCCUCUACAUCGACUCGCGCGACGAUCCGACAACCUCCAACUGGUUCGACGCCAUCGAUACGCUCAUCAAGAAGCCACAGAGCCGUCUGGAGAAUCUUCGACUGACCGGGGAGAAUGUUCCAGUGGUAAGCACCGCGCAAUCUUACAUUACAGUAACCCAAACCCUUUCAGAUUGUUGACAAAUGCAUUCGAUUCGUGUCCGCCUACGGCAUGAAAUCCGAAGGAAUCUACCGGAGAAACGGAAAAGUGACCGAGGCGAAAAUGAUUUUGACAAAAUUGACAGAAGGUGAUUCAAAUUUUCAAUCGUUAUCGUCCCAAUCAGACUUGAGAUUGUCGAGAGUCGGGUAGGCACCACUGGCCACUUUCAGUCCCUUCGCGAUCUUUUGCUCCUUCUCGUUCAGUGGGAUUUGUCGGGGAGCCUGCAAUAUUAUUGAUCAGAAGAGCGAGAGGUCCUGAUGACCCACAUCAAUGGGAGCAUCCUCGGGACUUCCUCUCAAGUCCCUUCUCUUCUUCCGCUCCUUCUCCUUCUUUUUCUUCUUCUCUUUCUUCCUCUCUUUCUUCCGUCUCCUCCGCUUCUCGUCCUCCUCCUCUUCAUUCUCAUCCAAUUCCUCCUUCUUCACCUCCUUUUUCGAAUCGGAUACCGAAGACGAUGUGGAUUUGUUUCGGCCGCACGUCCAAAUGAGUACGGUCAUUGUUAGAAAAACUGAAAAGAGGGUGGAGACUUGAAACGUGGGAAAAGAUACCUCCAAGAAUAGAAGAAAGCAUUUGAAAGUAUUCGAAAAGGAUUGUGAUUUGUUUUACAUGGAGUGUAUAAUCAGAAAUAAAAAAAAAGUAGGAGGAGCAGAGGUUGUUAUUAUUUUAAUGGAAAACCGAUAUUGUAGGUUUCUAAACUAGACCACGUUGCACAUCUUCAAAACUACAAUAUCUCAAUGUUCCAGACCCUGUCGGAUAUUAUCCAGUUCAAGAAACCGACGAGACCGUCUACGCCGUCGCGGAUGUGCUCCGUCAGUUUUUCCGCAAACUCGACGAGCCCCUCUUCCCCAGCAGUUCGCAGGCCGAUCUGUUCGACUUGGCACUCGAGGCGCAAUCGGAAACGCUGUGGAAUCGGUACGCCGAGCUCAUCGAGCAACUGCCGACAGUCCACCACGCGACACUCAAAAAACUGGUGGCCCACCUUCGGAACGUCUCCGAACACGCGACGGAGAACAGAGCGAGCGUCGAAAACCUGGCCAAAGUGUUCGGAGCGAGUCUGUUUCUGACGGAUUCGAUGGAGCAGAAAGUGUUCGGCGAGACGUACAACCAUCAGAUCAACGCGAUGAUUCAUCUCAUCACGGGCUACGAUACCAUUUUCCAGGUGAGCUGUGCUUCGAGAAUCAUAUUUAAUCCGACAACUCUUUCAGAUCAGUAUGGAAGAAGAGCUCUCCCGCCAAAUGGUCAACGACGCCGAGAAGAAGUCGGUGAACGCGAAGAAGCCGAGCCCCGAUUUCAUGGUCGCCGUGCACGUGUGGGAGAAGGACAACCGGGCGUUCAACGUGAAAACGAGCCUCGCGUGCGAAGAGGUGUGCCGGGAAGCGGUCGCAAAACGGGGAUUCGAUGGCCCCGCCGAUUCGCCGUACGCCGUCUUCGAGUGCCUUUGCGAAGGACAACUCGUGCGACGUCUUCCGGCCGCGCAGAAGGUGAACAAGUGCUUCUUGCAAUGGAUCGACUGGCGCUGCAAGGACGCCUUCCUGCUGUUCGAUCACGACAAAUAUCGAUUCGACGGCACGGAAAUGUCUUGUUUUACCGGGAAAGUGAAGGUCGCCGAGCCGGGAUCCAAACAGUUCAAGUCGUACGAAGUGAAGAUCGAGAACGGAACAUCAGUGAGUGAAAGCCUUCGUCGUUUCGUUUCACACUUGUUGUCCUCAUUUCAGAUUGCCGCAUUCCGAAACGAGAAACUUUGGAAAUCGUGGCCACUGGACGAGGUGAUCUGGUACGUCGGCGCGGAAUCUUCGCGAAAGUCGCCGAACGCCUUCAACGCCACCAUGAUCUCCGCCUCGAAAACCGGCUACGCCCGUCACUUCCCCGGCUUCUGCUUCUCUUUCAAAGAGGAGUCGGAGAGGAGCCGUUGGAUGACGGCCCUGUCGCAUUUCACAAAGAGCACCGAUUCGGAGCCGCUCGUCUACAUUUGA
This is a messenger RNA of Caenorhabditis sp. 36 PRJEB53466, 4187 nucleotides long. The record is from the annotation of a GenBank genome assembly. NCBI's taxonomy places the organism in Eukaryota, Metazoa, Nematoda, Chromadorea, Rhabditida, Rhabditidae.